Molecule: messenger RNA, 1623 nt
Organism: Capsella rubella
Lineage: Eukaryota; Viridiplantae; Streptophyta; Magnoliopsida; Brassicales; Brassicaceae
Exons: 4
Coding region: 131-1420 (429 amino acids)
Biological process (GO): ceramide biosynthetic process
Cellular component (GO): endoplasmic reticulum membrane; Golgi membrane
Molecular function (GO): sphingomyelin synthase activity; ceramide cholinephosphotransferase activity
Source: RefSeq, a predicted model, not a curated record
GUAACUGUAACAAAACACAAAUGAUUAGCUUAAGUCUUAGUUAAUUAAAUUUCCGCAUUUGUUGCAAAUUUAAGACCAAAGCUUUCCUUUUUAUCAGUCUUCUCCGACCUCCACCGCCAAACCCGGCACGAUGUGGCUACCAUCAGCCACUCAGAUGACCAGAGGUGGACUUGGGAUCGCCGCUAUGUCAUACGUGGCAAUCGAUUACAUGCGUUACGUGUCACCGGUGUGGCAUUCUCGUCUUAUGCCAGUACUUUGGUCGGUUCUUGCUCUCGCCGUCGUCACUCGUGUUCUGUUCUACAAGCACUGGUCUAAAGAGCUACGAGCAGCUAUACCUUUCCUUGGUUCUAUCGUCUUCAUGCUCUGUGCUCUUCUCUUUGAAGCUCUUUGUGUUCGCUCUGUUACUGCUGUUCUUGGCUUAGAUUGGCAUCGGGAUACAUCUCCACUUCCUGAUACAGGACAAUGGAUCUUACUUGCACUAAACGAGAGCCUUCCAGAGACAAUUGUGGAGAUCUUGAGAGCUCAUAUCAUUGGAUUGCAUCAUUUUCUUAUGUUGUUUGUAAUGUUGGGUUUCUCUGUAGUGUUUGACUCAGUGAAAGCUCCAGGUUUAGGAUUAGGUGCGAGGUACAUGUUUACUAUGGGAAUAGGACGUCUUUUAAGAGCUAUAACGUUUGUAUCAACUAUCUUACCUUCAGCUCGACCUUGGUGCGCUUCAGCUCGGUUUAAUAAUGUACCGUCUCAGCCUCAUCGUUGGGCUCAGAAGUAUUAUGUUCCUUAUGCUAAUGACCCUUCUGCUAUAAGGAAGCUACUUCAUUGGGAUGCAGCUUAUGCUGAUCCAGGGACACUCAUUGCUGACUAUAGAGCUGAUUGGGGUUUAAUGAGCUUCCUUAGUGAGUUCUUGAGACCGAGUUACUCUGAAGGUUCUUCUUGGUUUGCUCUACUAAAGAAAGCUGGAGGUGGUUGUAAUGAUCUCUUGUAUAGUGGUCACAUGCUUGUAGCUGUCUUAACCGCUAUGGCUUGGACGGAGGCUUAUGGAGGCUUCUCUUCCGCAAUGAUAUGGUUGUUCGUGGCACACAGCGCGCAAAGGGAAAUACGAGAGCGACAUCAUUACACGGUAGACUGUAUUGUGGCGAUAUACGUUGGUAUCCUUCUCUGGAAGAUGACUGGUUUCAUAUGGUCAGAUGAAAAGAAAACGAAGCAGACAGAACUAGAGAAGAUUCAGAACAGGUUGAUUCACGCGGCGAAAGAUUCAGACAUGGAAGCUGUAAGGAGACUUGUGGAGGAGAUGGAGGUUAGCUCAAGGGAGGUGAAGCAGAGUAAAGUUGUCUCGAACCGGACAAUGACUGUGUUUGCGUGUGCAACAGUGAUCACAACACUUACUAUAGUGAUUCUGGCGUUGACUUUGACAAGCGACGGCUAAAUUGAGACCUUGAGGGUUUAUGCAUAUAGCUUGAUAGUUGUCUUACCACGUUUCCUCUGUUUUAUUGUUUGCAAGUGUCAUUAAAAAAAUUUGUGCUACUUUCUUGGCAUUUUGGUUUUUGAUGAUUUAGAGACUUUGGUAAUUUAAAUAAGUGUAAUAGGAAAAAGGUGCGACAGUACUUGAAAAAUUAAACUGGUUUAGUU